This is a messenger RNA of Camellia sinensis, 2220 nucleotides long. The record is from RefSeq and is a predicted model, not a curated record. Lineage: Eukaryota; Viridiplantae; Streptophyta; Magnoliopsida; Ericales; Theaceae.
AUGGCGAAACAAUGCUUCGUUGCGAUAAAUGGCAGCCGAGUGGCCAUAGGGUUCGUCCAAAUGAUUGAAGGGCCCGAGGGUAAAGAGGUCCUUGAAGACGUAGGAAGAAAGGCCGAGGAAAAGUCGGUGAAAGAUUUGGUGGAAGUGCGCAUUGACGAGAACGAUCCAACUAAAUUCUUCCUCUUGGGAUCAUCCUUGUCUAGCGCCGAGUGGAUGGAUUAUGUCAACUUCUUGGUUUCCAAUUUGGAGGCCUUUCCCUGGACACCUUACGACAUGCCUAGCAUCGACCCGAGCUUCAUUUGUCAUCAGUUGAAUGUCUUCCCCAAUGCACGGCCAGUCAUUCAAAGGACGCGCCGCUCAGCCUUGCAUCAUGCUGAAGUAGUGGCAAAAGAAGUGAAGAAUCUGUUGGAAGCUGGAGCCAUAGAGGAGAGGUUUAGCUUCCUGGACGCAUAUUGCGGCUACCACCAAAUAGCCAUGUAUAAACCGGACAGAGAGAUCACGUCGUUCACAACCCCCAGAGGCUUAUAUUACUACAAAGUCAUGCCGUUCGGACUAAAGAACGCCGGGGCGACUUUUCAACGGAUGGUGACAAAGAUGUUCGCCCCAAUGCUGGGCCGCACCAUGGAGGCCUACAUCGACGAUAUGGUGGUGAAAAGUAAGGAUAAAGCUCGGCACCUCUCUGACCUAGCGGAGAUGUAUGCUAUACUUAAACGCCACAAGCUUCGUUUGAAUGCUUCCAAAUGCGCCUUCGGAGUCGGCACUGGGAAGUUUUUGGGUUUUCUGGACACAAAUCGAGGGAUUGAAGCUGACCCGUCACAGAUCAAGGCUAUACAAGACCUGGAGCGUCCUAACUCCACGAAGGACUCCAAGUUCUUCUGGGAUGAUGAGUGCGACCGCGCACUAGCAGACCUGAAAGCAUAUCUCUCCUCAGCCCCUAUUUUGGUAACACCUCAGCCAGGCGAAGAGUUGUACCUCUACUUGGCUGUCUCUCAACACGCAGUCAGCGCGGUAUUGGUUCGUGCUAAAGGCAUCCAGCACCUACCGAUCUUCUAUGUAAGCAAGACUCUGCUCCCAGCCGAAACGAGAUAUCUUCCGUUGGAAAAAUUGGCGUUGGCCCUAAUGAUGGCGUCAAGAAAGCUGGCACACUAUUUUCAUGCCCAUACAAUAGUUGUGUUAACUGAGUUCCCGCUCAAAGUGCUUUUCGAAAAGGCAGACUUCACUAGGAGAAUUUUGAAAUGGGUCGUGGAAUUAGGGCAAUAUGACAUCAAGUUCCGACCGCGCACCGCAAUCAAGGCUCAAGCACUUGCUGACUUUGUGGCAGAAUUUGCCCCUGGGAUGCAUCCAGUCUGCCCAAUUGAUUUGGUUGGCGCGGAUUUAGCACAACCCAUGGUUCUGGCAACAAAAACAAAUGUUGGUGCGCAAGAGGAGGAAGGGCAAAGAGCGACCGAACCAGCGAAGGCGAACGACUCGACAAAGGAGGAAGUCAACCAUGACGAGGAAAGAGACCAAAAUGAGCCAACCAGAGACUUGGAAUUGAGAAGCUCCCAGAACCCCUCUGAUUGCUGGAAGCUGUUUAUCGACGAGAUGUGGAAGCUCUUCGUUGAUGGGGCGUCCAACAAACAUGGGGCCGGGCUGGGCAUCGUGCUGAACUCGCCGGACGGGCUGAUCAUCGAGCAGGCAAUUACACUCGGCUUCCCAGCAUCCAACAAUGAGGCUGAGUAUGAAGCUCUCCUUGCCGGACUAAGAAGCGCGCUGAGAAUGAAAGCCACAGCCCUUAUGGUAUUUAAGAUCAAGAAGUUCGCUGCAAUAAGGAUGGAACAAAUCGACCGCGAGGAAAAUAGCGCGGCUGAUGAAUUGGCCGGACUUGUUUCUGCUCAGACAGCUUUUCCUAACCCCUUGAUGAUAGAAUUUUUACCCCGGCCAAGCAUUGAGGAACCAGAAUCAGCCGAGGUACUCUGCACCGACUUGGGCCCUUCUUGGAUGGAUCCUAUCAUUGCCUUCCUGAAAAAUAGAAUUCUACCAGAAGAAAAGAAGGCGGCACACAAGAUCCGGGCAAAGUCAGAGCGGUUUUGGCUUUCCCCGUCCGGGGCCUUGUACAAGAAGUCUUUCACCGGGCCGUAUUUGAAAUAUGUCCACCCCACCAAGGUGGAGGCUUUCCUCUAUGAGAUACAUGAGGGCAUCUGUGGCAGCCAUACUGGGGGCAGAUCCUUGGCUUACUGA